AUGGAUCCACAAAACCAGAAACCUCUCGAAAUCCACCUAGUUACCGCAACCGACUCGCCCGAGUUCACUCACCUGACUCGGUGUCUAACUCAAACCUCUCUUAUCGGACUCGACGCCGAGUGGAAACCUGUUCGAACUCAGCAAAAGUCGUUUCCCGCUGUAUCGGUACUCCAAAUCGCGUGCCAACUCGGUGAUGACUCGCUAGGAUUCAGAUUCAAGCAAGAUUUAGUGUAUUUGUCAUCCACUUUCUGUGAUCAGGGAUGCAAUCCUGGUUUCGAUAGGGUUGAACCGUAUUUGGAUAUUACGAGUGUGUACAAUCAUCUUCAGAAUAAGAAAAAUGGAAGAAAUGUAUCGAAGCAAAAUAAGAGUUUGUCAACUAUUUGUGGAGAAGUGUUGGGAGUUUCAUUAUCUAAGGAGCUCCAAUGUAGUGAUUGGUCACAACGUCCUCUUACAGAAGAGCAGAUGACAUAUGCAGCUAUGGAUGCUCAUUGCUUGCUCGGAAUAUUUAAGGUCUUUCAGGCAAAGGUUUCCGAAGAAGGAGAGUUAGAUCUCAAGACCAACCAAUUGUCUAUUUCAAGUGCAAAUCUUGGGUUGAAAGAGCUUUUCAAGAAGCACGAUACGAGUGAUAAAGUUCUUAGUACACAAUUUUGUGAAGCUUUAGCAAUUGUCCAGGCCACUUGUUCUGGUGUUGUUCAGGUGCUGCCUUCAGCAGGGGAAGUGAUUAAAAAGUCAUCAUGCCGGGAUACUAAGCCAAUGGACGCAUUUUUGUUGAAAAUUGUCAAAAAACACGGUGAUAGGAUUUUGCUAAAGGAGUCGGACAGAGCGCCGAAGACCUCAAAAAAGAAACGAAAAAAACCGUUGCCAAUUAAUGGGAUUUCCAGUGAAAAACAUAUAGAGAACUUUGAUGAGUGGCAAGGUACUGCACCUUGGGAUCCACUAGUUGGGGGAGAUGGAUAUCCAAAGUUCCUCUGUGAUGUUAUGGUUGAAGGCUUGGCAAAACAUUUACGCUGUGUUGGGAUAGAUGCUGCAGUUCCUAAUUCAAAGAAGCCUGAACCAAGGGAGUUAAUAACACAAGCACAAAAAGAGAAAAGAGUGCUUUUGACACGGGAUGCAAAGUUGCUAAGACAUGACUAUCAAAUAUAUAAAGUGAAGGGUCUUCUAAAAAAUGAACAGCUACUUGAGAUUAUUGAAACCUUUCAACUAAAUAUUAGCGAGGAUCAGCUAAUGUCAAGAUGCACAAAAUGCAAUGGACAGUUUAUUCAAAAGCCACUUUCAACUGAAGAGGCUAUUGAAGCUGCAAAGGGUUUCCAAAAAAUUCCAAGUUGCUUAUUUAACAAGAACUUAGAGUUUUGGCAGUGUAAGGACUGUAACCAACUUUAUUGGGAGGGAACCCAGUACCAUAAUGCAGUACAGAAGUUCGUUGACAUUUGCAAGUUGAGUGAUUAG
Molecule: messenger RNA, 1446 nt
Organism: Vicia faba (fava bean)
Lineage: Eukaryota; Viridiplantae; Streptophyta; Magnoliopsida; Fabales; Fabaceae
Source: the annotation of a GenBank genome assembly